AUGACCGAUGUGAACCCAGUUCGCUCCGACAACUGCAGGCAGUACAACAACGUGCCGCCACAGAUUGACCUGCCCGCGAUGGACCACGAGAUCAUUGAUCUGUGGGCUCGUCAGCACACUUUUGACAAGUCCUUGGAGGCCACCAAGGACGGCCAACCGUGGACCUUCUUUGAGGGCCCGCCGACCGCUAACGGCCAGCCAGGUACUCACCAUGUUGAGGCCCGGGUGUUCAAAGACAUCUUCCCGCGUUUCAAGACGAUGCAGGGGUUCCGCGUCGACCGCAAGGCAGGCUGGGACUGUCACGGUCUACCCGUCGAACUGGCCGUUGAAAAGGAGCUCGGGUUCUCCGGUAAGCCUGACAUCGAGAAGUACGGCGUUGAACCGUUCAAUGCCAAAUGCCGCGAGUCCGUUACCCGCCACGUCGAUGCCUUUAGCGAACUCACCGAGCGAAUGGGCUACUGGGUCAAUAUGGAUGAGGCGUAUUGGACGAUGAGCCCGUCCUACGUCGAGUCGGUGUGGUGGGGUCUUAAGCGAAUCUGGGAUAAAGGUCUGCUCGGCGAGGACCACCGCGUGGCCCCGUACUGCCCGCGCUGUGGCACCACCCUGUCCGACCAUGAGCUGGCUCAGGGCUACCAGGAUGACCGCGACCCGUCGAUCUAUGUGCGAUUCCCGGUGACGUCGGGCCCGCUGGCUGGACGCGCCAAGCUGCUGGUGUGGACGACCACCCCCUGGACCCUCGUAUCGAACACUGCUGUGGCCGUCCACCCCGAGGUGCGAUACGUCGUCGCCCACCGGGAUCCGGUUCCGGAGGGAUCCGAUGCCGUCGCUACUGCUUCCGCAGAGGAUCCGGCCUCCCAGGACCUCAUCAUCGCUGAGCCACUGUUCGAAAAAGUGCUGGGUGAGGGGUGGAGCCUUACCGGCGAGUCCUUCUUGGGCUCGCAGAUGGAAUUGUGGACCUACGAGCGCCCCUACAAUUUCCUGGAGUGGCCGAAGACUGAGCGGGUGACGGUUGAUGGACGUCCCACCCCUGCUGACGCAAACUUCGUCGUUCUAGCCGACUACGUCACCGUCGAAGAUGGCACCGGGCUGGUGCAUCAGGCCCCAGCCUUUGGCGCCGACGAUCUACAGACCUGCCGUCGCUACGGGUUGCCGCUGGUCAACCCGAUUCGCCCCGACGGUACCUUCGAGGAAUCCGUGCCGCUGGUGGGCGGGCAGUUCUUCAAGACCGCCGACAAGCCGUUAUGCGAAGAUCUCGACAGGCGCGGAGUUCUAUUCCGCUUGGAGAUGCACUGGCACUCCUACCCGCACUGCUGGCGCUGUGAUACCCACUUGAUUUAUUACGCCCAGCCCUCGUGGUAUAUCCGCACGACGAAGGUUAAGGAACAACUGCUGGCCCAGAACGAGGUCACCACGUGGUAUCCCGAGACGAUCAAGCAUGGCCGUUUUGGUGAUUGGCUGGAGAACAACAUCGACUGGGCUGUCAGCCGGUCGCGCUACUGGGGUACUCCGUUGCCGUUGUGGCGCAACGACGACGAUCGCUCCGACGUCAUCUGUGUGGAGUCGCUGGCCGAGUUAUCCCAGUACGUCGGGCGUGACCUCACCGGGAUGGAUCCGCAUCGCCCGUUUAUUGACGAGGUGACCUUCACCCGAGACGGCCAUACCUAUCACCGGGUGCCCGAGGUGGCUGACGCCUGGCUCGAUUCGGGCUCGAUGCCCUUCGCCCAGUGGGGAUACCCGCAUGUGCCCGGUUCGAAGGAGAAGUUCGAGUCCCACUACCCGGGUGACUUCAUCUGUGAGGCCAUCGACCAGACCCGCGGGUGGUUUUACACCAUGAUGGCCGUCGGAACCCUGGUGUUUGACGAGUCCUCGUACCGCAAUGUGCUGUGUCUGGGCCACAUCUUGGCCGAGGACGGUCGCAAGAUGAGCAAGCACCUUGGCAACAUCCUGUUGCCUAUCCCGCUCAUGGAUUCUCAUGGUGCCGACGCGCUGCGUUGGUUCAUGGCGGCCGACGGCUCCCCAUGGAGUGCACGACGCGUCGGUGACGAGACCAUCCAGGAGACGGUCCGCAAGGUUCUGUUGACGUACUGGAAUACCGCGCUGAACAACUUCGACACCCAGCGCGUCGGCAACCUUAUUGCUCAGUUCGUCGACGAGCUGUCUAACUGGUACGUGCGCCGGUCCCGCCGUCGCUUCUGGGACGGCGAUGAGGGUGCCCUGUGGACGUUGCACGAGACCCUCGAAACCCUCACUAAGUUGAUGGCACCGAUGGUUCCGUUUAUCACCGAGCGGGUCUGGCAGGACCUCUUCGUGACGACAAAUCCGCACGGCCCGGAGUCGGUCCAUUUGGCAAGUUGGCCGGUGGCCGACGACUCGCUCAUCGACGAGUCCCUGUCCGAAUCGAUGGAUCUGGCCCGACGCAUCGUCGAGCUGGGGCGCGGUGCCCGUGCAGAGGCCAAGGCCAAGAUCCGUCAGCCUUUGUCUCGCGCCCUCAUUUCUGGUGCCGCCUUGGCUAAACUGGACGAGGAUUUGCAGGCUGAGAUCCGGUCUGAGCUGAACGUCAUGGCCCUGGAUUCCUUUACUGCGGCUGGGGACCUCGUUGAUCAUUGCGCGAAGGGCAACUUCCGGGCCCUAGGCAAGAAGGGGUCCGUCGAGAUGGAUGUACCAGAGGUCGAGGGAGGUAAGGCCGUCGUGACCGCUGACGAUGUGAUCGUCUCCGAGCGUCCUCGGGAAGGCUGGAGCGUCGUCAACGAGCAGGGUGAGACGGUGGCUCUCGAUUUGGAGAUUACCCCCGAGUUGGCUCGCGCUGGGCAAGCCCGUGAGGUCAUCCGAUUCGUCCAGGACAGCCGCAAGAAGGCUGGACUCGACGUUUCCGACCGCAUCACCUUGGCGUGGUCUGCUAGUGCAGAUCUGGCUACAGCUAUCGAGGAGCAUGCUGAGCAGAUUAGUCAGGAGGUGCUGGCGGUCCAGAUGUCGCGUGAGCCCCGCGCCGACGACUGGGCCGUCGAGCCGGACCUAGGACUGGCGGUCAAGGUCGUCAAGGUCUGA
Cylicocyclus nassatus is the source of this 3045-nucleotide messenger RNA. Lineage: Eukaryota; Metazoa; Nematoda; Chromadorea; Rhabditida; Strongylidae. The record is from the annotation of a GenBank genome assembly.